Messenger RNA from Adineta steineri, 699 nucleotides. The record is from the annotation of a GenBank genome assembly. NCBI's taxonomy places the organism in Eukaryota, Metazoa, Rotifera, Eurotatoria, Adinetida, Adinetidae.
AUGCAAACGAUGAAUGAGAGUUCUAUUGAUAAUGGUGGUGUCAGAGUUAGGCAUUCAGCUACUGAACAAGAUAUUCAGAUUGAUAAUGUGCAGCAUGAGAACUCAACACAAAAUCAGUCUAAUGCAGUAGAAUCUGCCAAUAUUACUAAGAAAAUAAUGAAGUUGCCAAUGACUCCAUCAUCUUUGGAACAUUCAUGUUGGUCAAGACAUCGAACUGCAACAGCUGUGAGUACAUUUGCUUUCUUCACAAUUCUAACAAUGGUCACAAGUAUAUUAAUUGUUUGUCUGACUUCUCCAAAAUCGAAAGGUACGUUUUGCUUUUUCUUCAUAUACCAAUUAAACAUAUAAUAUAAAUUUAUUUUUAUUUAUUUAUGCUUAGUAAUAGUAUGAUAAAAUAAUAGAUAGAACUAGUGUAUUUCUUUGAGGAAUAAGAGUUCACAGCAAUCGAUAGACAUCUUGUUAUAUUCUGUAUGUUGUUUUUCAUUAUCGUCACACAAUAAAAUUAAUAUUCAUUUUAUUCUAUCCUUUGGGGUACUAAUAUCAUUUCUUCGUACAUCAAAACAACGGACUUUUUUAAUAAUUUUACAAUGAAUGGAAGGAAGUGAAUAAGUAUACAUGCCAUCUACUUAAUACUUGAGUGCUCAAAAACUAUAUGAGAUUUUAUAAAUUCAAUAAGAAUAAUUACAUCAUAACAACUUA